Molecule: messenger RNA, 22874 nt
Organism: Porites lobata
Lineage: Eukaryota; Metazoa; Cnidaria; Anthozoa; Scleractinia; Poritidae
Source: the annotation of a GenBank genome assembly
AUGGCGCAACUUGCCGGUCUCUGCGUUGUAAUUUAUCUCCUUUCCAUCGCUUCGUCGUCACAGUCGCUGAAUUGUACGAAGGAUGACUAUGUUCAACAAAUUCUGCCUUGCGAUCCUCGAACUUCUACUCGAUCCGUGGUUUAUUACCUGAACUCCUCUACAUGGUAAGCGUUUUACAUGUAGCACUUGUUUCACUAAAUCUUGACAUGAUGUAAGUAUUACAUGCUCAAAUGAUAUUGGUUUUACAUGCUUAGAGAAGGUUACUAUUUGGAGAUCGUUCAGCCUUAAAAAAGCUAGCAUGUCGAUGCAGUUUUAACUAUGGCGCUUCGCUGGCCCAACUCUCAAACGAAGUCGCAAACAUUCCUAAAUUGCUAAGAUGUGCAAUGUACAACUUUUCAAACAAGACCUGUGAUGUGAGCCGAUCAACACGUCCAGCUUUCAUGUUAAGGCAGUCAGUGCUAGCGUUGCUUUUGCUGUUUAUAAAUUUUUGCUGAUGCGGCUAAAAAUUAAGGUGAUUCCAUGCACUCAAUAUGACUCACCUGCAUGUGCACGCGUGGAUAUCUUUGGAAUCAACUUUUCUGAGAUCUACCCCAGACUUUUCCGCACAUUCCUUCCUCAAAACUUACUUGUUUCGAGCAAAAUGAGGCGCCGAAGUAUACCUUAAAUAUGCUUAUAGGUGUACUCGAAAGUCAGUUGUUAGCAGACAGGCUAUAUGAAAAGUAUACUUUUAUAGUCCUCUCUACAUGGUCUCAAUUUUACCUCAUUAGAGGCUUAAUUUACAUAGUUACUUACUGCAUGUCGCAGUCCCAUUUUUUAGCUUCUUUUUAUAUGAUACCCUGUCCCCAUCUAAUACAUUAAUUUUCGUCACAAGUAAAACCUUGCAUGAACCUCACAUGCUAGAAACAUGUCCCUUUUUUUAAUAACCAAUUAUUGACAAAAUAUGCUUUAUUCUUGUUAAAAAUUGUAACAAUGACUUGAAAUAAAUAUUGAAGUAUUCUCCAAGAUACAGUAUAACUUUGACAACAAAUAAAUUUUCUAUGUUUGAGGGUUAUUAAAAUGCAGGGGACAUUGCUUGAGGAUUGUGCGGCUAAAUUUUACCAGAAAUACAGCCACACAAAUAUUGAACUUAAGUGCAAUUUAAUGCAUUUGAAAAUAUAUUUUUAUUAAUCAAUUUAACCGCUGUCGUAGUAAAGUUUAACAAAUCCCGUGUCCUCUGCCAAUGUCAAAUGUAAUGUUACUUACAGUAGUUUGACAAACAACUCAUCUGUUGCUGAAGCCACUGUCAGUACUCAGCUGCUCUGCUCUACAGACUGUCAGCUGCUCAUCUCUGCAAGUCCACUUUUUUGCUUUCGAAGUCCCGUAUCUUUCAUGCCUAAAAGCCAGGGCACCAAAAGCGUUAAAAUUCUGUCCUCAGUUCCUCGACAAUUAAUUCUGAUUAAAUUUUAAUCCAAGGUUAUUUCAGUCCAAGUUUUGUGAUUAUUCAAUAUUAUGCCUUACUCGCUCUGAGAUCGAGCUAUGAAAACACUAAACAACAUGUAGGACAGUAAAUACGAAAAAGGAAUUUUCUGUCAGUCCUGUAUUAUGGACCUUAAACGCAAGAACUGUGCUGCUUUAUUGUUGUUUAAAACAAUUAAGCUUAAUAGCUCAACUUCAAAUGAACGCACGACCGUUUUAGUAAAGAAAAAUGAGAAGAAGCAGAUUGGGAGAAGAAACUAAAAUGUAGUUCCUUUGUAAACCUCACAAGCAUCGACAUCUUUUUACAAAAGAGUGAAAAAAUACCCAUUUAUCGAAAGGAAAGGACAGCACUUACCUUUUCAGCCAGUCUCCCAUUAUUAAAAUGAAAUCAUCGAAGAAAAGGAUUACAAAUCGAUGUAGGAAAGCUUAGGAAAAAAUAAAAGUCCUGUUCUAGUUCUUUGCAGUUCAAUGGAUACACGUCAUCUCUACCUUUGUUGUGAUUGAACGAAUGAAGAGAGUUUGGCAGCCGCGUUCAGAAAUUCGCGCCAAAACCGUCAAAACACGGGUGCUAGGAUCCAGUCUUUCAUCGUCCCGUCCGAGCGCUGCGGCCAUCUUGGUUUCUGAACGUUCGGAUCGAUCUAGAUCUUUGAGAUCUUUGUGCAUGUGCUGAGUUUUUUUCCACCGACCAAGUUAAUUAACAAUAUGUGAGGGACAAGCUUGAGAUCUGAACUGAGGUCAGAGUAAAGGAAACUGCUUGAGCUUUGUACAUACUCAUAGUCUUGAGUUCGCAAGUGAAGAUCGAGGUGAGUCUCCGUUCAUCGAUAUUUACCUGUCGUUAUACGGAAGCAGAAGCUCAGUGCAUGCCGAAUGUAAGAAAAAAAGUACGUUAAAGUGAGAACGCACGGCUGUAUUUUGGUCAUUUUAAUUACACUUCACAAUUUUUCUUGCUCUUUUUGAUUUAAACUUAAGCUUCGACGAUGCAUGCACGAAAUUCGACCCCUAGAUUACUUGCAAGUAAUCUAGGGUUCGAUAGUUUCUUAUGUGUGUUUCUAUCAAAUUCUGAGAUGGUCCUAAUGUCAAUUUCAUUUGCAGACUUGCUAAUAGAAUCGAGAAGGACUAAACUGAAUUUGCUUUUUAAUUGACAUUGAAGGGAACUGAUACUUUUAAUUUACAUCCGUUUUCAGGCGUUUUGCACAAUUUAUUUUAAAUUACAGUUACAUGUAAUAAAUGUUUCCAUUAAGAAAGAGCAGUAGCUAGUACAAUGUUAUGCCUUUAAUGGUCAUUUAUACUGCUGCAGUAGAUUUGAAGUAUACUUAUUUCCCACUGCAAAAGAAGGAAGAAUAGUACUUUAAAUAAAGCAGUGUCAGUGGUACUGUACAGUACCGCAAAUGAUCCCGAGACCGCAAAUGAUCCCCAAAAUGGACCGCAAAUGAUCCUCGACCGCAAGUGAUCCCCAAAGUCGACCGCAAAUGAUCCCGUGAAAACUUGAGGAAUGGAAUGGAUUUUAUGGGACUGAUUACAAAAAAGGACUGAUUAUAAAAAAGAAACCUUUUUCUCUCGCCUUUUAAAGAAAAAGGGAAGGAGGACGCUACAUCUCAGGUCAAUUUAUACAAGGCGAAAAAAAAAAAAUGGAAUAAAUCUGAAAAGGAAUGGUAUUAACCGUAUACUUCUUCCUUUGUCGAUUGCUUCAAUUUUCUUUCCAGAAUGUUUCGUCUUUUUUAAAAAUUUAAGACAGGCAGGACGUUACGCAGAAAAAACUCUAUUAUUUUAACGUCUAGAAGCUCAACUUUUCUACUGAGGAAUACAAAGCCGGGCACCCUCUACAUAACAAGAGCUUUAUUGACUUUACUGAUCUUUUUAAAAGCGUGAAAUCAGUCAGCCAGAAUAUUUCAUUUUGAUUUUUCUCUGAAGUGUUAAUUUUACGUGAUAAACAGCAAAACAUUUGUUCGUAACUUAGGUGCUCGUUACGAAACAAGACAUGAUUUAACAUAAACACAAGUCAAAAUGUCCCCAAACUUAUCAACGUCCACAGGUUUCGGUUUAUUUCGAAAUAGCAACUUUCUUACAUCUCAUGAACGUGUUGGUAAAUAGUUAUAUUAGCGUUUUUAUGUAUAUUCAUUUGUUGUGCUUUGCUGAAGACAGUUACCAGGAAUCUAAACCUGGUAAUGAGAAACGCAAAGCCAGAUAAGCGGUAGUUAAAGCGUGACAAAACAUCGUAGGAAACCGUCACAUUCACGGACUAAAAGAAAAUCGCUUAUGAUCAUUUGGAUCCAGGAGGCACUUUGGAGAAAAUUAAAGAACCUAAAACCCUUCUUUAGCGGCAAUGAAGAGCACUGCGUUUCAAAAGAGGUCAAAGGAAAUGCUCUUGCAUCAAAGGGCAAAUCAUGCCGACCAGAAACAACAAUAACCGCAGAAAAUGCGUGUCAUGACCUCUCAGUAUGAAAUAAGCGGCAAAAAUCACACUUGCUCAGUCAAAACGUUUUCUUCAGAGGUAUAAUCUACCCGCCAGAGCCGGAAAAAAGUCAUUGGAAUAAGCAGCAUUUUAGCAUGAGGUAAAAGUCGUGCGUUGCCUACCGACUUCGUUUUUACUCUUGAAUGAUUUUUUUCAUUUUGUUUUUAUUCAUAUAUUUAUUUCAGAAGUAAAAUUUAGCUUUUAAUCUGACUUAUUGUAAUAAUAAUAAAAUCGACACGAUGAUCCGCUAACUUGAGUCCACGUCAUUCCUAUUUUUCUUUCGGGAUCUUUUGCGGUCGACUUUGGGGAUCACUUGCGGUCAAGGAUCAUUUGCGGUCCAUUUUGGGGAUCAUUUGCGGUCUCGGGAUCAUUUGCGGUUGGGGAUCAUUUGCGGUACUGUACAGUACUGCUGUAGUAGAUUUGAAGUACCGGUAUACUUAUUUCAUACUGCAAAAGAAAGAAAAGCACUCCUACAUCAAAAGUAUACUCUAAGUAUACCCUUCAAAUUAUACUUAGAGUGUACUGCAAUUCAUGCAGUACAUUAGGGGUAUACUGUUAGUAUACUUAUCAUCAAUAAUUCCUGAUACCAUAUACUCUGAGUAUACUGGAAGUAUACUUCUCUAUCAAAAUUUUUUGUAAGGGUUGGUAAUAGCUUUGAUUCAGCUUAACAGUCUUUAAACUGUUUUGUUAUUGCCACAGUUUGUGAUCAGGCAAGACCGUGGUUUUGGUUCUCCACACGAACCUCAUCAGUUGAGAAUGGCUGUACCGUUCUCGCCACAACAAAGUACAACUAAAGUUGCUCUUGCAAAAGCAACUAAGCACAAAGCCAACCCAGCAACUGAUGAGGUUCGUGUGGAGAACUGAAACCAUGGUCUUGCCUUCCUCCCGAUCUCUGAUUUUGUGGAUAAGCGUUUUCUCGAUAACUUCGUCUUCGGAAGACUUCGGACUUCUUUGGGAAUCUUCGGAAAUGAUCGUGUCGUCUUCAAAAAUCCCAGCACUCCCAGGAUAAAAAUCUCACGCUUAUAUCUCAGAAAAAGUUGGCAGGUAUAGACACCUCUCUAUUACAGACAGUUUCCUAUGUACCGACAAAAUUCUCAUACAUUUCCUCUAAAAAAAACUUAGAACUAUAAUACGGACCCUCUCUAAUACGGACAAUAAACGGACACAAAAUCUCAGCCCUUGGGAGCAAAUUCAUUAAAUUUUUUAUUAUGGACACUCCGGGACAAGGUGUUGAUAAUUUGUGGUAUAUGUACCAUUUCCUGUUGGCAGUUACACAAACACUGACACUUUAUCAGUUGGCGAUACCAAUACCAGAACAAUGUCUUAGGCGAAGUAUUUCGUUUUGUUCCAAAAUUCGUAUGUACUGAGCAUGUAAUUGAGAAGUACAAUAACAUUAAUCAUGCAAUUAACAAGACACUGAGUUUUGGGCUUGAUUUUACUUACUGAACGCUCUAACCUGUCAGUGGGGUCUUAAAAGUGACAUAAUCAUAGUGACCUUUCUAAUAUGGACACCUAGCUCUCUCAUAUGGACACUUCGAUCUGUCCCUUCGUUGUCCGCAUUAGAGAGGUUCAACUGUAUCCCUUAGUGACUGAAUGUAAGCAAAACUAUUAUAAUUCAAGAAGUUUAGGGUGCAAAACUUUACAAAAACAAACAAACAAACAAACAUUAUAAACAAAAACAUGACAUUUGAAUCUCAGUGCAUUUCAUUAAUUUUUUUUUAACACUAGGGAUUGCUUGAUCGACUUAGUCUGAAUAGAUUGGGUUCAGCAUUAAAACUGACAUUAUUUCCUUAUGCUCAUAUUUUUGAUUCAAGCAAAAAGCUGGAGGGAUUGCUAAAGUCGCAUGGUCAUGCACUAAUGGAAUUAGGUUAAUUAGCUGAACAAAAUGAACUCUUUGAUAAUUUGCAGUUUUAGUGGCGAGUUUCCUCCUAAACCUCAACAUGGUAUACCCUGUGUAUGCACUCCUGGUAAAGGCCUCAAAGGAAACAGCCCCACCAAUCACACAUGCACUCCAUGUGCAAUUGGAGAGUAUGGAUCAGGGGGAGAAAUCAUCAAUAAUUGGAGGGAUUGGACUGGAAAUGGCACAGUACCUCCUGAAGGAUCAGGUCUUAUUACUUAUUGUAGUGAUAUUUCAAGCAAUUAUGUCAAACAUUGUGAUUCAUGGAAAGCAAGUGGUAAGCAAGGAUAAUUAUUUUUAAAAAUUGAUGCGAUAUGUUAAGAAUAAGGGUGAGUUCUUCUUUAUAGGGUUCCAAAUGCCAAGAAACAGAUGAAACCACGAGGCCGUAGGUUAGUGCUUUCAUCUGUUUCGAAGUUUUUGGAAUCCAUGAUAAAACUCAAAGCCCAAGUUUUUGACAUGUCCUCUUAAAUGAAACAAUAAGAAAUUUUGCAGUGCCGUGUUUUUUCGCUGGUAUUGCAUUGUUUCCAUGAGUUAUGUUAAUCAAUAGAACAUCUUAUUAAAAUGCAAGUGUUUGAUCUCGAUCAGGUGAAAAACACGUUUCAUCUCAGAUGAAAACCUGGUGAUAUUUUAUCUGGUGUUUCAUUUAGGUAUCAAGGUUCAUCCAUGGUACCCAAAUGGUGGUCAUUUAUUGGCUUUUGCAUUGACUGCCUGAAUUAUUAAUGAGUUUGAAAACUUACAUGUAGUUUCCUGUCUGAUCUGUUUUCCCUUCAAGAUUUCUGUUUUGUGGCUAUGGCCUUCCCAACCUCAGUUAAAUAAUAAUAAUAAUAUAAUUUUUUUAAUUUCAAUUCAGACUUUUCAUUGGCCCUUUAACUCUUUAAGUUCUGAUGUCAACAUGUAUAUUCUCCUCAGUGCUCUGCAAAUUUUUCUUAUUAAGUCGUGAGUACUUGUCUAUUGAGAGAAUUUGUUUAAUCAUCAAGACAUCAUCAGUGAUUAGUUUUGACAUUCAUUCUCUUAUUGACCUAUGUAUGUUUGAUGUAAUAUAUCAAACAUGAGAUGCAGUGUUUCAUCACCAGAUGAAACACCGAGAAGAGAGUUGAAAAUACGACACGCAGCGGAGUAUUUUUGACGAACUUCGAGAUGUUUCAUCUGGUGAUGAAACACUGUGUCGAAUGUUUGAUAUUUCUUCUCAAACAAAAUCAUUUUUCAAGGAGAAAUUAAGGAUGCAAAUACUAAGCAGUGUUUCAUCCGAUUUCCAAACACUCAUUAAACAUUAAUUUCCUUUGUAUUUUCUUAAUGAAUUAUUAAUGAGUUUGAGAACUGGUUGUACAGUGGUGAAUCCAGGGGAGGGGCCCGGGGGGGCUGCCCCCCUUAUUUUUUGACCAAAAAAUUUGGGGGGGGGGGACACCUUCCCCCAUCUCAAGGUCUGGAUUGGGCUCUGUUGUAAUAUUGUUAAAGGAGAAAAAAAAAAAGGUUGAUGGGUGAGCCAAGUGUGUGGCUAUAAAGCGAGUCUUCUGUAGCUUAGUGAUGGAUUGAGAAGCUGAACAAAAACAAGUGUCAUAUUGUGUAGCAGUUAAACAAAAUACAGUCCAAUCCCGCUUCACGGACACUUCAUUAACACCUAUGUGUUGUAACAAACCUUUUCUUCUUGAAGGUAAAAAAUCUCUCAGUUGACAGCAUGUUGAUGUUCCCAGCACUACAGUACACCAGAUAGGAUGAUUUGUGGACGUCAAUUUUUAGGUUACUUUUGGCAUCUAACGAGUCAGUUUAGAGAAUGCUUUUAAUAUUUAUUAAUAUACAGAUGAGCAAUUUUUGAGUGCUUCCAUGAAUUUAGUCCAGGGAAUUAUACAGCUUUUUGAAGGAUAGAGAUGCAUGUUUACUUUGAUGUUGCUGAAGUUGUCCUCUUUUAUGUCUUUAGCAUUUUGUGCUAAUAAAAGUUGUUGUCUUUAACUUAAACAACAUAAUCUGCUUAAUACAGACACACCGUUAAUACAGACGCUUUCUAUGGACCCUUCAGUGUCCAUACUAAUGGGUUUAAUGAGUCUGUAAAAAUCUCUCAGGGAAGUACUUUAUAAACACCAUAUUACUAUGCCUUUAUUAUUUUAUCUUUUAUUUAUUUCCUUUUUUGUUUGUUUGUUUAUAAGCAAUUCCAUUUUUUAUUGAUUUACAUAGCUGAUAACUACACACUUGAAUCUGGUGACAAUCGUGGGUCAAGAUGGUACUGCCUGGUUUCUGUAUUACUGAUGACCAGGAAGUUUGUCCUGACUAACAACAGUGUUAGUUUUGACUAUCAUGUAGACAGCCAAGACUGCAGACCUGAAGUCUUUGGCGGAUGCGAUGGUCUAGGUUUCUUUAUUGAUGGUCAGCAAGUACUACAAUACCAAGGAAACCAGUUUCACUGGGUUACAAAGACUUACAAUUUAAAGAAGGUAAGUUAAUUUGAAUCAAACUUUGCCUGCUGAUAGCAUUAUAAUAUUGCUUCAUAAAACAGAGUUGUGACAGCUGGGCACAAAAUAAUUGACGUUGGCCAUUCAUACAUGUUGACCAGCCGGUCAUUGUUUGUUUGUGACUACAUCCUUUCACAGAAUUAGCGGUUCAUGACGUUACAAUAAGCGCGACAAGACAUGGUAAGAUGACUAAGAGCCGUACAGAGGUCAAAAUGUAUAGAAAAUACGUAUUUCAAAGUUAAAUUACAAGCAAUUAAAGUAAAAAAUAUUCCCUAAUGGAAGCUCACAAAUUUGAAAAUAGGAAAUCUACAUUGUAUGGGGCAACAAUUAUAACUCACAGGAGUGUUAAUGAAAGAAAGGAAUAAAUUGUAUUGAAUAUUAUUAGAUGAACAAGAAAACAUGCAAUCUUGUUAAUGCCACCCCUUCAUUACCACAGGGUCUCCAAAAAACAAAACAUACCGCCCUCAGUACCACAGGAUACCUGAGAACCACUGAAUGCCACCCUCUCACUACCACAGAAUGCUCAGGAUUAGCAUUUGCCCUUUUGUAACAUCAACAAUUAGCAUGACUUAGUUUUGGUUUGUGUCUAUGAAAAUGUGCUUGUGAAGGAGAUCAAAAUAUCCUGUCUUGUGAAGCAAAGUAGACCUGUCUUGAACAGCAAACCUCAUUUUGACAAACAUCAUCUGUAAGUUUGAUAUUAGGUAGCCAAGCUCUUCAAAUGCUAAAAUUCAUACUUGUAUUGCAGGGUUCCCAUACACUGAAGUGGGUUUUUCGUAAGAGUUGUUUUAGUUAUGGAUAUUCCUUCUUAGACAAGGCUUUCAUCCGUUCUAUAACCUUGGUAAGUCACACAGUUUGUAAUGGUAAUAGAACUGAGCGGAGUUAAAUUUUGGUCUGUUAUAAUCAUCAUCUCUAGGGGCAGGCACAUAUCCAAACCAACUUUCACCAUUUCUUAGAAAACUGUCAGAUAUAUUUGACAAGAUGAAAUGAAACUCUUGAUAAGAGAAUUUUUCAGGAGAUUUAUUCCAGACCUGGUUGUGCUUGUAGUUAGUAAUAUUUAAUUUAAAAAAAUAGUCAAAUUGGUCAUGGUUGAAAUUUAGAAUCCAUGGCAAUUUGAGACAGAAAUAAUGGCAACUUUUUGGCUAUUAUAAGAGACUUUGGUGUUGGAUUAAUAUUGGCAAUGUGAUCACUUCUGAUAACUACAUACAGUCAACUCCCUUUAUUGUCAUGGACACUGUGUGAACCUCGAGUUAGUGUCCUGUCCGUAUUAUCGGUAGGCAAGAGUUGACUGUAAUAGACUGAUGUUAAUUGAUUUGCCAAAUUCCACACACCGCUGUUAAUUUUCACCCAAGUGUGUCAACUAUCAAAAGUUCAAAAAUAAAAGUAAGAUAUUACAUUUCGUUUCUCCUUCAUUAAAAAGUAUUUGUUUAAUUUAGGUAAUUAAAAAGACUGUGUAUUCUUUAGGUUGGCACAGAUGAACCAAACGUGAAAUGCAAACCUUGUCCACCAGGUUACUUCAGUAAUCAAGAAGGUGCCUCACAAUGCACUGCGUGUUCAUAUUUUCAGUUUCAGGCGAAAGAAGGUUGGUACAUUAUUUAACACAUAAUAGACCUUUGUCACAAUGAUGUACAGAAAUCCCCUCUCUCAGCUAUUCUUUCAAUUCACAAUCAUCAUGAGAGGUAGAUGAGACUGAUUACAGUCAAACCAGGUCAAGCGUACCCCCCAAGAAUACAUUAAUAAAUUUAUUAUUCAAAAGUUGAAUCCGUUGCUAGUUGUAGAUUUCAGAUUGAUCUCUGCAUUCUUGCAUGUGUAAUGAGCCGUGAAUUCGCACACGAGGCAGUUAUGAAAUUUCUACCAGCUCCAUUUUCCUGAAAUUGAUGUAAAUGUCUUCUAAGAAGCUUAAUCCAUUCAAAGAUUUCCAAUCUGACCAAAUACAGAGAAGUUCUCGUAAAAUAUUCACUGCUCAUUACGCAUGCAGAAAUGCCGCUUUGAAUUUGACACCAGUUACGGGAACGACUAACGGAUUCAUUUUUCAAAUAAUCAAUUCAUUAAUAGAAUCUUGGGGGGUACGCUUGACUUGGUUUGACUGUAAGACUGAUCUAUAAUUCUUUCGAGCUCUAGAGGCCAAUAUUAUUAUUUUUAUUAUACAAGCCAGCUAAUUCAUGACAGUUGAUAUACAUUUGUCACUAUGAGUAAUGCAUCAAAGCAAAUGAAAUUUGUCUUAUCUGGUAUAUCUGCUGCAUUGUGAGUUCCUAGACUGAACAUAAUUUCUCAGAAUUUGUGGCAACCUAUCGGAAUUGAAAAGGACUCAGAUUAUUAUGUUAAAAUACCCUUUCUUUUGUUGCAAUAAACUUGCAUAGCUGUUGGCCAUGUGAGUGAAACGCUCCAUAGUUCCUUCAGUAUAGUAGGUGAUUGUCAAUCAACCACUUUUACAACUGUUGCUGGUUUUUGUGGCGAGUGUGCUCAAUUAUUUUGCCUUGUUAAGAUCUAUUUUUGUUUGAUUGAUUUUUUUGAAGAAAGAACUUGUAUCUGAUAAGAGCUCAUUUUUUGAAUAUGUGCAUGUUUUCAGGUCAGACGAAAUGCGACCCUUGUCCAACAAACACCUUUGCCAUGAUGGGUGCCUCAAAGUGUAUCCCGUUACCUAAAUGCACAAAGGAUGACAUCAUUAGUGCCCCUGGAAACUUGAGUACAUGUUCCUGUAACAACAAUACUGGUGUGUGCACAACCACAGUACAAGAAAAGUUUGUCACCGUUACCUUAAAAGGUGAGUCAACUUACUGUAAAUCCUCUAUUAAGCCCCCCCCCCGGGGGGGGGGGGGCUUAUUUAUUUCCUGCCCAUUUGAGGUGGGGCUUUAUAGAGACGGGGGGCUUAUUUAAUUUAGAAUUGAUGAUGGUAUCAGUUGUCCAUAAAGAACUAGAAUACAAAGUGGAUAAGCUUGAGAACAAGAAGUUUUAGGUCAUGCAGCCGAGGAUGAGAAUUUACAGUCGUGAUUGAUUUAUAAAGUCUUAGUAAAAAAUAAUUAGGGGAGGGGAUGGGGACUUAAUAGAGAGGGGGGGCUUAUUAACUUUCGUCCCCUAAAACGGGGGGCUUAAUAGAGGAUUUAGGGUAAUACACAAAUUUUGUGGGUUUUUUUAAAUUGUUCAUACAGAUGGCAGCCUGAGAAAACCACUACUUGUUUUGUUGCAAAAUGAUGUCUGAGAAAUGAGCGCACAAAUUCUACACUGAUGAUGCGUCACUUCCCAGAUCUGGGUAAUGCUUUUGUUUGGUUGAAGCAAAUUUCCCUUGCGGAACGACCCAUUAGAAGCACUACGGAGAUCUGAAUAGUGAUGUGUCAUCAGUAUGUAAUUUCUUCACUUGUUUCUUAUAUAUCAAUUCAUGGUCAAACCAGUGAUGGCAUCGCAGAAUGUUGGCUGUUUUCUCGGGCUGGAUGUGGCAUGGGUAAUUGUUUAGAGCACUAGACUUGUAAUCCGGAGACCACACUUUCAAGUCCUGGCCAGAUUGCUAGCUGACAUUGAUCUCAGUAGUUGCAAGUUGAAAUCCUUUCUGCCCUACUUAUAAUUAGCUAACUGGUUUUCCAAAACAAUAUGAUGUAAGUAACAAUUCUUAGAGAAAUUAAAAAAUGCUUCAUGCUCAGUCUCUUGCGAAUAAAUUAUUUCCUCUAUCAUAGUUUAGAAUAGUUAUGAAGCCCGACAGACUUCUUUGUUUUAUGUUUUCGUUAGCUUUUUUAGAUUUGACCAUGCACAACCUUCAGUAACAUUCCUAUCAUUUUGAACUUACUGACCAACAGAAACAUUGCAUUAAUUUAUUCAGUCACAGUUUGUGAACACGAAACAAAGGAUUGUACACUGUCAGGGAGCUUCCAACAUAAACUGCAGCACUGUUGUUUUCAUCUUUGAUGGUUGCUGGCUUUUAUAACCAGUCUGCUCUACUAACUAUGUCUUCAUGUGUUAUUUUGAAAUGAUUGUUAGAACUGUUUCUGGGUGUUAAAGAGACGGGGGGGCAGAAUGGGACACUAGAAUACCCGAGGGGAGGGCCCUUGAAGCAAAAAAUGGGAACCCAACCAAUAACCAUGCUAUAUUGUGCUGACUGGAUUUUUUAACCUGGUCAUGGAGAAGCUUGGGUUUCUCGACCAUGGAGGAAAAAAUUAAUACUGAUUUAACGGAAACCGCAACAUACUGCGUGCCAUUUCCAGAGUACAGGGAAGGGAUAACUUACCCUUUGACCAAUCCCUAAUUAAUAUUAUAAGCAGUCUGCCAUUUUUCCGUAUAAAUGACUGCCACGAAGAGUGACAGUUGUGUUGUCACCUCCUAUGUGAAUUGGGCAGGAUCCUUUAUCUGUUAUCCUGCAAGCAAGCUCUCUGGGGGGGCGUUGGUGGUGGGGCAAGAAAGGAGAGCACCCCACCACCAGAACACCUCAGAGAGCUAGCUUGCUCGCACUGACGCUAUUUAUCCGUACAGUAUGUGGUCCUUGGUCCGCGCAAGUCUGCGAUGCCCUUGGUCCGCACCGAAAAUGAUAAAAUAUUUCGUCGAGAAAAAAAAUACGUUGAAUAAUGAAAGAUAUCGUGAUUUACUGAUUAGCAUUCUUUCAUGUGACGAAGUUUCGGCUUUCUUGCUGCGGGUGAAGGCGCGAAAUUAAAGGUUGUUGACAGGUAGGUUAAUUUGUCUUUCUUGAAGUUUGGAUUUUUGCGGCACCGUAAAUUACAUGAACAUGUUUACUUAGCCUGCGAAUAAAUAAAACGCAACGGGAAGACGUGCCUUUUGCAGAACAGGUUUUCAGAUCAACUUUUUUUCUGCUGUUGGAAGCAUAUUGCUGUAGACUCUGAAUUUUUGUUUUAUCGACUCUUGAAGAAUAUCACCAAAUUUCGCUUGGCGGUCCUUGGUCCGCGACCUAUGACCUGGUUGAAUAAAACUUCGCAAAAUAAAAAGCGAAGUCCUUUGUUUUCGAAGAAUGUUUUGAAAAUCGUCCCUAUACAUGUCUACAAGUUCUCUUUUUUAAUACCUCGAAUACAUGCAGAGUUUUUGGUAAUUAUUUUCGACCGCGCUGAAAGCCGCUCGCGACGCUCGUGUGGGAGACUCGAGGAGACUGUUGUUUGAAGUCUUUGAAAGAAGAGCAGAUUAUUUUAUACUCACAACAUCUUCCGAAAAAAACCUUUAACUUAAUUGCAUCAAGAAAAGAAAAAAAAUACAUGAAAUUUGUGAAAAUGACAUUUUCAUGUGGAAACUAUAACAUUUUUACGUUUUUUUCGUGCUGCUUACAUGAGACGCGGACCAAGGACCACCAAGGACCAUCGAAAACGGUCGCCUUUUUUCGAACUCCAAGCAAAAUAUUUAUGUCUGGAACUUGAAACUUCAGGAUUAUCGAGAAGAACGUAAAAGCUAUCUUCAGGGAGUAUUUCAGCUCGUUACGUGAAGAUUCGGGUAAGAUAUUCCAGUUAAUGACUUUUAGACGCAGACCAAGGACCACAUACUGUAUAUGGACGCAGUGUAUGUUAGAGUCUUUAUUAACAAAAUCUCUUGAAUUAUUAAAUAGAUGGAAAAGCACCAAAGAUUCUUUGCAACCGACAAAAUACUACGAUAACUCCUUCAUCGAAGACAGUGCAGUGUCGUUGUCAACCUGGAUUUGAGAUUUUUCGAGGCAAGGAUGGACAAAUUCAGUGCAAACCGUGUUCAAAGGGGAGGUUUUCUACUGGUGUGAAAUGUGCUACAUGCAAAGUUGGUCAUAUAGCCUUGCCAGGCAAGCACUAUUUUUUGUGGAGGAAUGACACAUUACCGGAAGGCUUCUCUGCUUCUUGUUCCGGUGACUGUACUAUUGAGGUUUGUCAAAUAUUGAGAAGUUCUUUAAAAACUAUGUCGAUUGUUUUCAAGAUGGCGAGAAACACAGCUAGGUGCUCUCCUAACCCUUUAAGUCUCAAUUGUGACGAACAUCAAUUUUCUCCUAACAAUAUCCAUAUGUUGCCAAGAGAAAUAGUUAUGAGAGUUAAUAAAAUGAUCACUAAAGAGCAAAUGCUUUGAUCUGUUAUCAAACUCUUUCUUUUAAUUCUUGAAGGAAAUGUAUGGAGAUCAGUAUGGAGAAUUUAUAUUUGGAUAUUGGGGCUUAAUAGGGUUAAUGGACUAUAAGUAGUUCCUUAGGGAUAGUAGAGCGAGCAGAUGCACGAACGCGCGUGAAAAUCGCCACCCUCGAAGAAGGUCCUCCCUCCACGUGUCAUCCUCGCGGCUGGUCAUUUCUCACGCAUUCUCCUAUUUUGCUCGAACUACUAUUCCUCAGAAGAAUGAGGAAGAACUUGACUGUUAUAGGUAACUGUUAUGUCUCCUGAGCGUUCUUACUAGGGACCUUACAAAACUACGACGGCGACGGCAUCGGAACCUCAGAAAAGCAAAACAACAACUUUGCGCGUGCAUCACGCUUUUUUGUCAAUUUCUUUGCCUGCACAACUAAAAAUGGUCAAAUUUUAAGUUUACUUGAGAAGGGGAACGGCAAAGCGAUAAAUUCUACCAUCUCUGUCUGAACUCGUGCGCGGUCUCAUGCCUUCACUUCCAACCUAAAUUCCCUUCUUUUAAGUAAUAGGGCGACUUGGGAUAAUCGCGAAAUAGUUUCAACGGAUGUAAAGUCUAUUAAUAACAAGUUUUGAAAAACUGUUAAGUAGACUUGUUUUUAAAAGACCCAAGUGCACUUGAUCUGGUGACAGGCUCAUAAUGGCUAAAUUUGGCUGAAUUCCGGGACUCAGCCUCUUUAGGUAAUAGGAGACAGAACAGUCUGUCCGGUUUACAGUCAAGUCGCCCAAAAUUUUAUCAUGCCCAGCAACAUCCUAACAUCUUAAUCGCCCUUGUUUCGUUUCAUCAAAUCUUCAAGAACAAGAUGUAUUACUCAUUUGCUUGUUUCAUUCCAUCAAGGCUAAAAGAAUGAGAUAUGAUACACAUUCAUCCCGCUUAUUUCGUCUAACCAUAGCAUCAUUGCUUGAAGAACGAGAUUUGAUUACACAAUUGGCCUGCUUGUUUUGUCUCAUGAGAUAUAUUACGUACACUCCUUACAAAAAUUUCGGGCGACUUUACUAAAAAUUUCUAGCAAUUUAACUUCGGGCGAUUUGACCGGUUACCGUCUGGGUUCCCCAUGUAAGGUUAUCCAUGGCAGUCUUGGAUGCUGGAUUCCAGAUUCCUUGUCAGUGGAAAAUUGUAUUCUGGAUUCCAUGUCAAUGGAACCUGGAUUCAGAAUUCCAAUCAUUAGCCGGAUUCUGGAUUCCUUGAGCUGGAUUCCGGAUUCCAGUGCCCAGGAUUCUGGAUUUCACAAUCAAAUACUUUCCAGAUAAAUUCCGGAAUCUGGAUUACCUUACGUAGCUGUUCCUGAAAAACGGACUUAAUAAUCUGAAAUACCUUUUUUCUAGACUGGUUGGAUUCCAGCUGGGGAUCACAUUCGCACAGAACGUGUUGUGGGUAAUGUGCACUCUGAAUUGAGGUCUCCUGAAGUAGAGGUGGAUUCAGAUUUAGCAAAGGUCGUCUUCAGCUGCUCAGUCCUGUGCAAUUUGACCGGAGUGCCAUCUAAACCCGUGAAAGGCGAGACUUUGGCUAAAAUAGAGAACUGCAAUCUCAUAUUUCAAGUGUGGAAGAAUGGUUCUCUGAAGGAUCAAGUAAACUGUACUCGUCCUAAAGGGAAGUAUAUUUAUCGAUAUGAGAAGCGACGAGAUGGUAAUUAUGUCAUGCAUGUUUAUCCACUGGAGAAGGGAAGAUAUCAGUUCAGGUAACAGUUGACACCUUUUCAGAGGAGUUCACGCUCAUAGUUGCAUCAUGGGUAAUCAGGGCAAGAUGGCGGGAAAUUCAAAGAUUUGUAUUGGAAUUCAAAGCCAGCUAAUCCUUCCUGAAUUGACAUAUUUGAUGCUUUCUCUUUGAAAAGAGUAGCUUACGAGUUCAAAGAAACAAUACACUAAAUCUGGAGUGCAAAGAAUACUAUCGACUUUUCAAAGAGAAAGCAACAAUUGUAUGAAUUCAGGAAGAAUUAGCUGGCUAUGAAUUCCAAUACAAAUCAUUGAAUUUCCCGCCAUCUUGCCCUGAUUACCCAUGAUGCAACUAUGAGCGUGAACUCCCCUAUUUUAAGACGAGGACAUUUCGAGAACGAGAUUUUCUCAAUACUAAGUAGUGCGCACGCGUGAACCAGCGUCAUUUUGGCGGAAAAUCGUGAUAGCCAUCGUCACUCUACUACGAGUUUUGCCGUAGUGGCGGAAACAUGUCAUCAAAUGUUGGAAGUUUGAUCAAUAUUUGCGAUCGGGAGAAUGCUAAUAACUUUUCUGGCGAAAAAAGUACAAUUUUUGGAUUUUAAUACUACUGAAACCGAAAUGUUUAAGUUUAAUGGCCUUUCUUUUGGUUACAGAUGGACGUUCUACCAGCUAGACGAUACUUUCUCCUCAGCAUUUGAAGCGAAGGUAUCCAACAUAAGCAUCCUUAGUGCAAAGUCUGGCGCGGCUCGCAACUGUACAGCAUGCCCACCUGGAUAUCGUAGCACGCCAGACAACACUGACUGUAAAAUUUGUCCAAAUGGAACUAGCAGUUCAGCAGGUUCUGAUAAAUGCACUCCAUGUCAAGGACAGACUUUUGCCGCACAGGUAUACAGCUUCACGUUUGCUACAAGAGUCAGUGAGGGUUCAGUCACACACACUUUGUCGUUUUGUGGUUAUAGCUUCUAAACAAUGAACACUUUGUUAUGAGUUGUGAGUAAGCCGGUCAGUCAGUCAGUUAAUCAGUUAAUCAGUCAGUCACUUUAUCAGCCAACAGUCAGUGAGUCAUACAUGACUUUCAUAUAUUCAUAACUUCGUCAGUGAGUCAGUCAGUUAGUCAGUCUGUCAGGAAGGGAGACAGUCAGUUAGUCAUUUAAUUAGCCAACCAAGCAGUCAGUCAGUUUGACAGUCAGUCAGCUAGCCAGUCAGUCAUUCAGGUUAUCAGUCCCUCAGUCAGGCAGUCUAGUAUGAUGGUCAGGUAGUCAGUCAGUCAGCGAGCCAGCCAGCCAGUCAGUCAUUCCUGGCGAUAUGAAUGCUGGACAGUAAUCAAAUGGAAACGUGACCCACCAUAACGCAUCUGUCAUACACCACGUAGUAACCUCAUUUUGAAAUUAUUCUCGGAGAUCGAUUUACAUUGAGUUAUUCCUUGUGUCUUGAUGCCUGAGCUAAAGUGUUUUGUUUGUUUGUUUAGAAGGGUAGUGAAGAAUGUCUUCCUUGUGGAAGCAAUACAAAAGUUCUACCAAACAAAGAUGGCUGUGACACAAACGGAUGUAAAUUCAGUCCCGCACCUGGUGUAGAUUAUGACCUCUCUGCGCUUUCCCGUCCCGGCGGAUCAAUGAUUAAAGUCAAUUUACCAGGACUACACCCAUGGGGUCGAAGGUAAAUUCCUUUCCUUCCCUCAUCGUCUCACCCAGAGUAUUUAAGGGUUGUAUUUGUUACGACCAAGAGGGGGUCGGAAAAGUUGUGGAGGAAGGUGUCUCCAGUCAUUACUGCUGUUUGUGAUUGGCUCAAAGCCCUCAACUCAUUCUUCACAACCAACCGGCAUUGACCAAAUUUGGAAGAUGCGAGCAGUUAAUGGUAUAUUGGAGUGGAAACGAGGUUGAUCAAUGGAUAUAUUUUCCUGGAAACGAGGCUGAAGGGGAAUAGACCAUCGAUCAACCUCUUUUCAAGGUGCGGCCGCCUAGCCGUUUAUUCACGAGUGAACUAAGGAAAUUGCGUUCACGGCUAUGCAAAGACGAAAUAGCUAAAUUUCGAACCAGAGAUUUCGGAAAAAAUAAUCUGAACGAAAGAAAUGCAAGAUUACGCAAAACAUAUUGUUCGAUGGAUGUUAUGUACUUUUUGAGGAGUAUCUGCAAGAAAAAAAAUGUUUGUAUCUUGAAACCGUACCGAGGAAUAGGCAAAACCUUAGAAGAAAGUCUUCGAGGAUAUAAGCUAAGAUCUUCGAAAUCUUUUGAAUGAAUAAUAAAACAAUUAUUGAAUUCGGCAUUCAUAUGAUGUGAGGAAUCAUGUUAUCCACCUCAGGGUAACAACCGGUUUCGCUACUUGUCGAAUUCUCUACGUCUUAGUUCGCAACAAAUUCGCUACAUAUUACUUUCUAUAAACCACUGAAAAUAUUCCCUUAGUCGCUUUAGAAAAAAAUCUUUUAGUGUAUUUCUUGCAGUUUCGGGCUUUGUUAUAGGCAGCGAGACGAAUAUGUACGUGGGCCUCGGCACAUCCAAAGGACAAGACUCAAACGAACUCGAACGUAGCGAAGUUGUGAAGUAGCGAAACCGUUGUAAAGCCACCUCGGCCUUCAGCCUUGGUGGAGAACAGUCUCCUGGAUCUUCAUAAUAGACCCUCCCUCUGUUUAUUCAACUUUUGAUAUGCACCAGUUAAGGAAAACCGUCGAUACUACUGGAAAGAUUGCCUUGAAAUUAAUUUUAUUGCCAAUUUCAAAGUGAUACGUCUAAAGCGUUCGAAGAUAUAAUAGCUCCGCUAGGUUGUGAAAAUUUACAGAUGUUUGUAUGGUGGGGGACAAGUUUGUGCCCCCACCCCUCUCCCCCGACCCCCACCACACCAUACAUACGUCGGUAAAAUUUGGAUCAUUAUACCCUAACCCUAACCCUGGGAAAACUGCCCACCUACCCCUCCCCUAAGCCACAUUAACACUUCUCACUUAGGGCAAAAUGUUGGCAUAGGGGAGGGGUAGGUGGACAGUUUCCCAGAAACGUAUAAUCAUCCAAAUUUUACAAAAAUCCAAUUUUUUUUUACAAUUUUGCGAGUUUCGGGAGCUAUUUCUUCAUUAGUUUUCACCAAAUCACUUUCAAACUUGGCAAUUUUAUUAAUUUUAGGGUGCUCUUUUCAGAGGUGUCGACGGAUUUUCCUUAACUUGUCCACGUCAAAACUUGAAAACUUUUGCUAAUUAUCAUUGUUUUCUUGUUAUUGCUUUCUUUCUUUAGGAGGUUCAGCUAUGGCUUUAUAUAUUUUUACAGUUCAGAAUAUUAUUUCAACCUUUGUACCGUUGAUCAUGACAAUAGCUCGUGCACAUCUCGUGACUGGAUCAGCGGAAAAAGAGUUCCCCUUCCCGUGAUGGCUUGCAGGUCUUGGUACAAUGACAUAAGCAUUGGGUCCGUGAUUGGCUACAAACGAAAACAGGAUAUCCGCUCUGGCUUGAUUGUGGAGUUGCUUCACGGUGACAAAUGUUUCUCUGGAGGUGAGUGCAGCCAACGAGUUGUUAACAAGUUGUAAGAAACAGUAACAGAUUGAAAAUUGAACACAAUAGAGGAGAGAAGUCGUUACGUCAUGGUGCCAUGGCAGCAAAAUUUCUGGAUCUCAACAAACAGAAAAUUUUAAUUCGCAUUGUUUUAAACUUCAUGGUUCCUUGUCAAUUUCUUUCGAUUUGUCAAAUGUUGGAGAAAUUUUCUCGGGUUGAAUCCGAAAAGACUGAAUCUAAGUUUAGAAAUAGAGAAAGAAAAUUGUUGUCUCGUGUUCACGUACUCCAUCAAGCGGGGGCUGUGAAAUUAGGAUGUUCCAUGUCGCAGUCGUGCAACGACGGCUUAGAAAUGUACAAAAAAAAGCGUGGUACCCGUGCAACUACUGUAAACAUACCGUAAAAUUCCGAAAAUAAGCCCCUCCAUGUAUAAGUCCCUCCAAAUAUAAGCCCCCCGGGGGCUUGUAUUUGGAAAAAUGCCCUCAAAUACAAAGUAAAACAAAGCAAAAACGGUAAAUUUACUUCCAACUAUACGGCUAGCCUAAUCGAUUUUGAAACGCAAAUUUCCCUCCGUAGAUAAGCCCCUCCGAAUAUAAGCCUCUCAAAAAGGGCCUUUGAAAAAUAUAAGCCCUUGGGCUUAUUUUCGGAAUUUUACGGUAUUGCUUUUUUGCCGUUCUCGUUGCCGUCGCCGUCGUCCUUGCUUAAGCUCCCUAUUGUUGUGAUCCAGAAAUUUUGCUACCAUGGUAACGUGAUAUCCCCUCGCCUCUUUAUAACAAAAGUUAGCUACAAAUGCAUUCGUCCUCCAUUACAAUCCUAUAAUGCAGUUCGAAACAACACCGACUUUGUCCCAGGCUAUGUGCAGACGACACUCUCCGAAUUUUUGAUCGGUUGAAAAUUCGUGCGUUUCAGGGCUCGAAAUUGCGACUCACUGGUCGCCAAUGCGACCAAAAAUUGAGCACUGGCGACUAAAUUUUCAGAACUGGUCGCCAGCUGGCGACUCGCGUUUUGUCCGAUGACUAAAGAAAACCACGACACAACUUUUGUUUUUAAAUCUUUAUAUUUGGAAAUCAAUCGGAUAUGGUAGCUAGUAUACAACUCACCUUUCCGUCCCCAGUAAAAUAAUGUCUGAAUAUUACAAGAUAAUCGAAAAAAUGGAAUGUAUUUCGACACGUCGAUACUGCGUUCAGGGCGCGCCAUAUUGUUUCAGCGGCUUCUUCCGAAACUGGGGUCGCAGGCGCACUUCAACAACAAAAAUGGUGGCAGAUACGGUGCCUCCGUAACUCCCGCAACAUUUUAGGUUUUAUUUUCCUAAAACGUUCUGUCUAAAGGGAAACGAAGACCCAAAAACUGCACUAAGCCCAUUUUUGUUUCCUCCCGGUCGGAGACUGGUACGAGCAAUGUGGUUGUGUAGAGGCCUGGGCCAAGCAUGGCGUUGUUUGUCGGCAGCGAAAGGCGUUGAGGAAAGCAAGUCGAAAAUAUAGAACGGCAUUUCGUAGAAGUAGCAAAGGGCAAAUACACAAGGACCCGUGUUUGUCUCAGAAUGAAAACCACGGACUUAAAACGUUUUAUGCUUCGCUUCAUUUAAAAUGACUUUGGAGACAACCAUCACCUUCGGACCAGAGACAUAUCACCUGAGAACAACGGUAGCUUUAUAACUAAGUGUUACUCGUGUUGUUUCUAAUUGUUUUCGCUCUUCAGUUGUGACUUUUCUUGCAUGCAAAGUAACGUAUAAAAUCGUGUUCUUGUGUAAGUUAUAUAUAAAAUAAGUUGGCGACCAAAAUUUACGAUCUGGCGACCAAAAUUUUUCCGUUAGUCGCCAGCUGGCUCCCGAACGAAAAAGUUAAUUUCGAGCCCUGCCGUUUAGUUGUUGCUUUCACUCGGAACCACCAUAACGGUAUGAAAAUGUAGACGCUAAGCCGUUCAAUAGAGAGCUUUAGAUUGACGACGAGUACCAGUGCGAGAUUUAACUUAAAGUUUUUGCGCGUGUUCUAAAAAAAAACACCUCGGAAAGCUUCAUUUUCCUUUUUCUCACGAAAACAGUUAGUAUGGUUAUUAUACUGAAGGAGGUUAAGCCGUCUCCCGAUAGAAAAAUGAUAAAACUUCUUACAUUUGAUAACUUGUUCCCGCCACUACACCUAAACUCGUAAUAGAAUAACGACUACCACAUUUUCCCGCCAAAAUGACGCUGGUUCACGGGCGCGCACUACUCAGUAUUGAGAAAAUCUCGUACUCGUAAUUGUCCUCGUCUCAGAAUCUAAAGCUCUCUAAUGUUUCGUGUGAACAGAACGAAAAUCUUGAACGGUGCAAUGUGAACCAAGUGUGCGGUCGAAAUUUCGUCUGAUGCCCUGUGCACGUAGCUUCAGCCCUAACCUGGAAAAUGGCCAUUACACUUGUAAAAGGCGCGGAAGGAGAGUGGACACUUUGACACGUGCUGUUGUCAAGGUGACCGGCGCGACCAGUAAUACCUGCGAGGAUCUAACUAACGUGCUCUCGCAAAGAAUAGGAAGCUUAAGCAACGGCGUCGUCGACGGCAACAAAAACGGCAAAAGCAAUAUAUUUAGGUUAGUAAAAGAACAACUUUACAUGUGCAUCACGCUUUUUUGCCAUUUCACAUGUCUUUAUCGAUAUCGCACAAUUCCAUUUUCACGUUUUAUUGAGCUUGGAUACUGUCCGUUGGAAUUCAAGUUUUGCGUGGCGUUUUCGGUGCCGUCGGUCGCCGUCGUAGUUGCUUAAGCUGCACUAUACCUUGAUUGAAGAUUCCUACCCUAUCACCUCACCCGAACGGAACUGAAGGCGGACCUUAAGCGACACGUGUGCCAAAAAUAUUUAUCAUAGGACUUGAGCUAUGAUGUGUUUUUUGAUUCUGUCUGAAGGAAACAAUGGCCGAUACAAAACAACUAUUGACCUCAGAUGUGACGUUACAGCUGGAGUGGGUCAGCCCGGAAGAGAGAGCAACUUCUCUUCAGUUCAACAGGGCUGUGACGUUCAAUUUGUUUGGAAGUCCUUGUACGCAUGCUCGAAAUGCCGAGAACAAGACAUUACACGUAUUAAGGGAGAAUGCAUAAACGGAACCCGGAACGUCACGGUACUGCGUUCUAUCCCAUGCUGGGCACCUGAUGAAUCCCCCGGCGCUAAUGUCACGACAGAAGAGUGUGUCACGCCAACUAAAUUUGUCACGGUUACAGUCACGGCUACUGUUCUGGCUUUUAGAGAAAAGGUAUCAAGCAAAGUAAACAAGAUUUUGAUUGGCGUGGGAGUAGUGGUGAUUGUACUUUUAUUGGGCGUGGCUUUGUUCUUUGUCUACAAGCAUCGCACGAUCAAGUAUCGGUACUUGAAUUGGAUGGCACGUAAUAAACCCAUGAGUCGCCUUAAACAAGAAGAUGACGAAGAUCACUUUAUCGAGGGUGACGAACUCGCUUACCCCUCGAAUGAUAAAGAUGAGCCAUUCCGGACCUGA